AUGCCUUUCUACAGAAGAAAGCGCACGUCCUCGGACCUCCCGCCACCUCCUCCACCCGACGAAUCUCCUCCAGCUCUUUCUUCUUCUCCUACUCCUCCCCCUCUUUCUCCGCGCCCUUCGGCUCAUUCUUCGCCUGGUCACCUCCAGCGAUACCAGCGCCAUCAGGCUCCACAGAUCCACACGCCGAAACCGUCCAUGGUCGCCCAAAGACCUAGCGGCAACUGCUUUGGCGGAUAUCAACCCGAUAGCGGUACCCCGUUCAUCUCGGUCGGCAGCAGAGCGGCGAUCAGUGGCGGCAGCGGCAGCGGGUUCAACCAGGUCGGCAACAGGACAGCGAGUGGCGGUGGCAACGCGUAUAAUCCGGCCGCUAACAGGACAGUGGGCGGCGGCGGCACCAUGUACAAUCCGGCCGCCAACAGGACAGCGAGCGGCGGUGGCAUCGGGUCGAAUUCGGUCGGAAGCAGGCUGCCGAGCGGCGGCCACGGCGGCGGCGGGUUCAAUUCGGUCGGAAACAGGACACCGAACGGUGGCGGCAGCGGCACUGGAUACAACUCUGUCGGCAACAGAUCCGCGAACAGCAGCAUAUCCAGCGGCGACAACGGACAGUCAAACGCGAAUCAGAGGGUUAUCCAGGGCGGCGGUGUCUCGAAUAGCUUCACUGUGUCUGGCGGCAGCGGACAUUCAAACGAUAUUCAAAGGACUACCCAAAGCAGAGGUAUCUCGAACAGCUCCAGCAUCCAGGGCAGAUACACUGGUGUUUCUACCAAGCACGGCGAUUCCAUGGACGAGGUCAUGCCCUUAGCCAUCACCUCCAGGGCCCACCCUUCCAGCCCCUCCUCCAGGACCCAGCAUUCCACCCCCUCCUCCAAGACCUUCCCCCCCAGCCCCGCGUUCCUCGAAACCUCCCGUGGCGGCCCCGCUUCUAUGCAUUCAACUGGAUCCUCGGCCAACUCCUCGAUCACGACGUACUCCGGCGGCUACCAGCACUCCGAUCACAGCAACGUUCGCACCCGCCGCAACGGUAACCCGCGCCCGAACCUCCUCCCUCCCGGCCAGACUACCCCCGGCGAAAUAGAUGUUCGCGGCCUCCGCACCAGGCGCCCCGCUCGCUCACCUGGUUCCUUACCUCCCACCAUUACAUCUGGGCCGAGUGGUCCCCGCCCACUGCCGCCUACCAAUAGGGUUGCCACGCCUCCCGAUACCGUCGCCGCGCAUGCGAUCUCCCCCGACCCGAUGCUUCCGGAAAACUACGCCGUUAGCUGCUGUGAAUGCAGCGUGCUGUCCCAGUGCAAGAUCCCCGAGAUCCAGUUGGAUCGCUGGUUGGUUAUGUGCCCGGCUGGCUGCGGACACUACCUCGGUGCUUGUGUGGAGACGAACGGCCACAUCUACGGAGGCCAUGGCUGUAAGGUGAAGAUUGUCAAGAAAGAUGAGGAGGAUGACAAGGAGAAGAAGAAUGUGGCGGAAUAG
This is a messenger RNA of Tricharina praecox, 1467 nucleotides long. RefSeq lists its product as uncharacterized. The transcript has a single exon. The coding region runs from base 1 to 1467 and encodes 488 amino acids. Lineage: Eukaryota; Fungi; Ascomycota; Pezizomycetes; Pezizales; Pyronemataceae. The record is from RefSeq and is a predicted model, not a curated record.